AGAGUCCCAUGGCAGUGAGCGACCCACUAGCUCUCGCGCACACACUCUCUCUCUCUCUCUCUCUCUCUUUCUCUCUCAUGAUCACUACUCCACUCGCUGCCGUCACGGUUCUCACGGCACCUUGAACUCUGGAAUUCCACUUCGAUCCGUUUUCUAUCAUCUCUUUCUAGUCUCUAUAGAAAAAACCCUAGAAAAUGGUAAACACUCUGUCUGGGAUUCGACUCCCUCAUGCGCCGUUCUUGUACAAGCCCUCCGCUGGAUCUACCUCUCUUAGCGAUCGAAACAAAACGCAUGUUUCCCUUUUGUUCAAGAAGCAUCCUUCUUCGCGGAUGAUAUCCGCAGUAAAGUCUUCAUACGAUUCGGACUCCCCUUCUUCUGUAGUUGCUGCAUCUGAGAAAGUCUUAGUUCCAGGUGUCCAUUGUGAUGGCUCUUCGUCCUCAACAGAUCAAUUUGAAGGGGUUGACACAGAUGCAGAAGAUUCCGAGAUAUUCCAAGAUGCAGAUAGUAUGAAGGUGGAAGAUGAUAGGGGCAUCAGUGACGAUAAUAUUGGUAAAGAAGCAACAAGUGGGUACAGUGAGUUAGAUGGUAAGAAAGAUUCUGUUGCUUCUCCUGCUACAACUGAAAAUGUCAAAGCUGACAAUGUGGAACCGUCUGUCCUUUCACCCAAUAUAAGCAAAAAAAAGGAUAUGGCUCGACAAAGGUCCAUUCCUCCACCCGGCACUGGGCAAAGGAUAUAUGAAAUAGAUCCACUUUUGAAAAGUCACCGUGACCAUCUUGAUUAUCGGUAUUCACAUUAUAGAAAAAUGCGUGAUUCUAUUGACGAGUAUGAAGGUGGUUUGGAAAUGUUUUCUCGUGGCUAUGAGAAGUUUGGUUUCAACCGCAGUGCCACAGGUGUUACCUAUAGGGAGUGGGCACCUGGAGCUAAGUCUGCUGCGUUGAUUGGAGAUUUCAACAAUUGGAAUCCUAAUGCAGACAUCAUGACUCGGGACAAUUUUGGUGUCUGGGAGAUCUUUUUGCCGAACAAUGCAGAUGGCUCUCCACCAAUCCCGCAUGGUUCUAGAGUGAAGAUCCGCAUGGAUACUCCAUCUGGUAUUAAAGAUUCAAUUCCUGCUUGGAUCAAGUUUUCAGUACAGGCUCCUGGGAAAAUUCCUUUUAAUGGAAUAUACUAUGAUCCACCCGAGGAGGAGAAAUACUCGUUUAAACAUCCUCGACCGAAGAAACCAAAGUCACUGAGGAUAUAUGAGUCACAUGUUGGAAUGAGUAGUACGGAACCAAUGAUAAAUACAUAUGCAAACUUUAGAGAUGAUGUUCUUCCUCGCAUCAAAAAGCUCGGUUAUAAUGCUGUUCAAAUCAUGGCUAUUCAAGAGCACUCUUACUACGCUAGUUUUGGGUACCAUGUGACUAAUUUCUUUGCACCUAGUAGCCGUUGUGGAACUCCUGACGAACUAAAGUCUAUGAUAGAUAGAGCUCAUGAGUUAGGUCUGGUUGUUCUAAUGGACAUUGUACACAGCCAUGCAUCAAAUAAUACGUUGGAUGGGCUGAACAUGCUUGAUGGAACUGAUAGUCACUACUUCCACUCUGGAUCACGAGGUUAUCACUGGAUGUGGGACUCGCGUCUUUUUAACUACGGACAUUGGGAAGUAAUAAGAUUUCUUCUGUCAAAUGCAAGAUGGUGGCUGGAGGAAUACAAGUUUGAUGGAUUCAGAUUUGAUGGUGUUACAUCAAUGAUGUAUACUCACCAUGGAUUGCAGGUAGCAUUUACAGGAAACUACAACGAGUAUUUUGGAUUUGCUACCGAUGUUGAUGCAGUGGUUUAUCUGAUGCUAGUUAAUGAUCUAAUUCAUGGUCUCUUUCGCGAAGCUAUCAGUAUUGGUGAAGAUGUUAGCGGGAUGCCAACAUUUUGUAUUUCUGUUCAAGAUGGUGGCGUGGGAUUCGAUUAUCGUUUGCAUAUGGCCAUAGCGGAUAAAUGGAUAGAGCUUCUCAAGAAAAGGGAUGAGGAUUGGAGAGUGGGUGAUAUUGUUCACACACUCACAAACAGAAGGUGGUCGGAGAAGUGUGUUUCUUAUGCAGAAAGUCAUGAUCAAGCUCUAGUUGGUGACAAGACAAUUGCGUUUUGGUUGAUGGACAAGGAUAUGUAUGACUUCAUGGCUUUGGAUAGACCAUCGACACCCUUGGUAGAUCGUGGAAUAGCAUUGCACAAAAUGAUUAGACUUAUUACAAUGGGAUUAGGUGGAGAAGGUUACCUGAAUUUCAUGGGAAAUGAAUUUGGACAUCCUGAGUGGAUAGAUUUUCCAAGAAGCGAUCAACAUCUUCCUGAUGGCAGAGUUGUCCCUGGAAAUGGUUUCAGUUACGAUAAAUGCCGGCGGAGAUUUGAUCUUGGGGAUGCUGAUUAUUUGCGAUAUCAUGGGAUGCAAGAAUUCGAUCGAGCAAUGCAACAUCUUGAAGAAGCCUGCAGUUUCAUGACGUCAGAGCACCAAUAUAUAUCACGGAAGGAUGAAGGAGAUAGAAUGAUUGUUUUUGAACGAGGGAACUUGGUGUUCGUCUUUAAUUUCCAUUGGAAUAACAGCUAUUUCGACUAUCGAAUAGGCUGCUUAAAGCCAGGAAAAUAUAAGAUAGUGUUGGAUUCAGAUGAUAAGUUGUUCGGAGGCUUCAAUAGACUUGAUCACAACGCAGAGUACUUUACCUCUGAAGGGUGGUAUGAUGACCGACCUUGUUCCUUCCUAGUAUAUGCUCCUUGUAGAACAGCAGUUGUCUAUGCUCUUGUGGAGAAUGACCCACAACCUGUCUUGAGGGCUCCAAUACAGCUUUGCUAAGCAACAGGUAUUUCGAUCCAGAAUACACGGUCAUCAUAGAAUUAUAUUUACCAUGAUCAACAGUCGGAGUGUAUCCCAGAUGGAACAACCAUUGCUAAAGAGACAAGUGGCAGGAGAUCUGCAAUUACAAAUCUGCCCUCAGCUUCAGAAGAGACGUCUUUUGUAGACGUGUAGCAGAGUAUCACAUAGCCUUGUCUUGUAAAUGUUUCUCUCGUCUAAAAUUAUAUUAUAGUAUGUGAAAAUGCAAUGUUAUAUUUGAGUCGUUACAAGUGUUGUUUUAGUUACAAGUGUUGUUUUAUCUAGUGGAAUUAGUGCUUAAAAUAGAUCUCUUGUAGCUCUGAGGAAUUUAUCAUUACAAUUUUUAUAUUACCCGUUGGUCUCAACAGGCUUGAUAAA
Molecule: messenger RNA, 3209 nt
Organism: Rhododendron vialii
Lineage: Eukaryota; Viridiplantae; Streptophyta; Magnoliopsida; Ericales; Ericaceae
Product: 1,4-alpha-glucan-branching enzyme 2-2, chloroplastic/amyloplastic-like
Exons: 22
Coding region: 195-2813 (872 amino acids)
Biological process (GO): starch metabolic process
Cellular component (GO): cytoplasm
Molecular function (GO): hydrolase activity, hydrolyzing O-glycosyl compounds; 1,4-alpha-glucan branching enzyme activity; cation binding
Source: RefSeq, a predicted model, not a curated record